Messenger RNA from Miscanthus lutarioriparius, 798 nucleotides. The record is from the annotation of a GenBank genome assembly. Lineage: Eukaryota; Viridiplantae; Streptophyta; Magnoliopsida; Poales; Poaceae.
AUGCAGAGGAAGAUUGCAGAGGAGCUACAGCUUGACCUUGAAACCAUGGCAAUGUUUGACAAGCAGGAUGAGGAGGAUGAUUUCAAUGGUCUGGACCAUGGCUCUAGAGAUGUGAUACUAAGUGUUUCGCAAGUGAUUCUUCGUACCCUGAUAUAUGCAAAGUUUAUGGUGAUUUUCCUCAAUGGAAGUGAUGACGAGAUUGAUAUGAAUAGAUUUGGUAUAAAUCCUGAUUUAUUAGACCUCGUAAUGGUAUGGACAUUCAAAAAACGAUCUUUGACCAUACAUGACACUUAUCGCAAUAGACAGAUAUCCGACAAGCUAAGAUACACCCACAUCUUUAUUCAUACAUAUGUGUCAAAUUCAUUAUUAGACUCAUCAAGCUUUGUUGCACUGCUGCGUGAAGAUGCCGCUGAUAGAGUUGCUCUCCACCCAUGCAUGCAGGGCAUCGACCUAACAGUGGUAACAGAGUGUUGUCUGUACGAGUUAUUUUUGCAACACAGUUUUCAUAGAGCCACUGGAUUUGAUUGGGUAGCUCAAGCUCCCAACUACUGGAUAUGCGAUGGUAUCAUUAAAGGGGAUGGAACAAGGGGCAUUAGUGAUACAUUGCAUCAGGAAAUACUUUGGAAGAUCGAUUCUUCACAGGUUGGCCAAGUGUUUGGAAAAUUGAUUCCGGAGGUUCCAUUUCUUAUAGCCAAAGACGACACUCCCUUGUUAAUAAAGAGGUCUUAUCGUUGGAUUUCUGUCACCUCAGAGAAUCUGAUGGGUUUCUUAAACAUUGCAACAAUCUUGGAGUGCUAA